Messenger RNA from Drosophila bipectinata, 1306 nucleotides. RefSeq lists its product as uncharacterized. Lineage: Eukaryota; Metazoa; Arthropoda; Insecta; Diptera; Drosophilidae. The record is from RefSeq and is a predicted model, not a curated record. Gene Ontology annotation, molecular function: phosphatase activity.
UGCCUUUCAGAUGCCUUUUGUUUUUUAAAUCAGAAUAAAAUUGGCAUUUACUAAAAUUGUAAUGCCUAUUUUUAAAAUUUUUGUAGAAAACCAAUUCUUAUUAUGGUUUUAGAAGAUACUGCAGCAGGUUGCGCUUAGGGGAUCAUAUUUUGUCACCACCAUGUUCAAGCGGAGUUGCACCCUUUUGGAAGGCAUACCAAAGAUACAGGUGGCUCAAUGGCUGGCCAAGAUAGAUACCUUCAUCUUUGGAACGAAUGGCAUACUUUGGAAUGGAAAUGAGCCCGUUGAGAACGCCAUCGACACCUUCAACAUGCUCAAGAUGAAGGGAAAGCAAGUUCUGAUAGUCACCAACGAUUCCAUGCUACAGUCUUCGGAGUUGGUAAAAAAGGCCAAAAAUAUGGGAUUCCUUGUCGAGAAGAACGAAGUCCUGACAGCGGCGGGCUUAGUGAUAAAUUUUCUAAAAGAUCAGGGCAUCGAGGGGAAGGUGCUGGUGUGCGGUAGUAAAUGCUUGGAGCUUGAGAUAAUGAACGCAGGUUUUUGCACUGACGUUGACAACCUCAUCCCGGAGGGAAAAACCGCCUUCGAACAGGCCCAGAAUACUAUUAUUGAUAAGAAAGUUAGUGUUGUGCUGAUUGGGCAGGACUGCGAUAUGGAUUCCAAAAAAAUGAUCGUAGCCUGUAACUAUCUUCUUAACACAAACGUUCUUUUGGUGGCCACCAGCAUGGAUAAAUUUGUUACUGCGGGAAAAUACCGGAUACCCGAUGCCGGCUGCUUAGUGGAAGCCAUUAAGUCUGUAAUCCAUCGAAACCCGAUUAUAUUAGGCAAGCCGAACCCUCAAAUUUUAGGCGACUUGGCCUCCAAAAUUAAGCCGGAUAAGACACUCGUCAUAGGAAACUCGUUAAAGUCGGACAUCCUCUUUGCAAACUUGUGUAAUUUUCAGUCUCUACUAAUUGGAUGUGAAAACGGAAAGCUGGACAAAAUCUAUAAAAUUGUAAAGGAAAAGAAUAAAUUUAAAAUGGGUCUAGUUCCGGAUACUUUCCUGUCCCGACUUUCUCUAUUCAUGCAAUUUCUGUGCGCCGAUCUUCAAACCGAGGACGAUGAAAAGAAAAAAUCUAAGCAAUGCGAUUGAUAAAAGCCGCAACAACAACAAAAAAGAACUCCAACCAAAGCAAAGAAAAAUCCUUACAUUUAAAUUUGACAAAAUAUGGCGCCCUUAAUGGACGAACUUUACAACACGGACAACCAUGCUGCAGUAUAUUGAAAACAUUUUGAUACGAUUUAAAAAUCUAUGUCUUAUCAAAUUUUA